AUGUGCGCUUAUCACAAUCCCGGGUAUUCUCCAAACUACCCAGAAAUCGGGCUGAUCUUGUUCCCGUUUGCUCAUACAAAAUGGGGUGUAAAUUAUGAUCCUGCUGGACCUGUUCCUCCGGGUGAUGAUAUCAAUGCUCCUGAUUUGUAUAUUCCUUUAAUGGCUACUAUCACAUACAUACUUCUGAGUGGUGUUAUAUUUGGAUUUCAAGGUCGUUUUUCACCAGAGUACCUUGGGAUUUUAUCUAGUGAAGCUUUUGGCUGGUUAUUGCUUGAAGUUUUAUUAUCUCUUUUUGCAAUCUAUAUCCUCAAUAUUCAGAACAAUAUUUCUUAUUUAGAUAUAGUUGCCUAUUGUGGUUAUAAAUUUGUCAGCAUGAUAGUUGUAUUGAUUAGUUACGUUGGUUUGGAUCGACCAGGCUAUUAUUUUAGUUUACUGUAUACUAGUUUAGCAUUGGCAUUUUUCCUCAUAAGAAGCCUCAAACUCAAAAUACUUCCACAUGUUGAAGCAUAUCCAUCUGAGUGUAAUAAACGCCGAUUAUAUUUACUACUUCUGAUUGCAUUCAUUCAACCAUUAUUGAUGUGGUGGUUGACACGUCGUGUUAUCCUGUAG
This is a messenger RNA of Schistosoma mattheei, 609 nucleotides long. NCBI's taxonomy places the organism in Eukaryota, Metazoa, Platyhelminthes, Trematoda, Strigeidida, Schistosomatidae. The record is from the annotation of a GenBank genome assembly.